AUGCCGCAGAUGAUUCCUGCUUCAUCCUCCACCAUCCCCCUCUUCCUCUAUCCCCGUUUCUCUGUUUCCCUUAUUGUGGGAAUGUAUUACAGGUGUGGUUAUGGUGGGGUGGAGUUACUGUUGGUGCUGUGUGGCCUAGAUCUCUCUCUGCCCUGUCCUCGCCACUGCAUCUGCUACACUUCACCUAGCACCGUCUCCUGCCAGGCCCACAACUUCCAUGCCGUGCCUGAGGGCAUCCCCGCCCAGAGCGAGCGCGUCUUCCUGCAGAACAACAAGAUCCAGCGGCUGCUUCGCGGUCACUUCUCACCCACCACCACCAUGUUGUGGCUUUACUCCAACAACAUCUCCUAUAUUCAACCAUCCACCUUCCAUGGCUUUGACCGCCUGGAGGAGCUGGACCUUGGGGACAACCGGCACCUGAAGGCCAUUGCUUCAGACACUUUCCUGGGCCUAGGUCGGCUACAUGCCCUGCACCUAUACCACUGUGGCCUGAUCAGCCUGCCUCCAGGGAUUUUUGCGGGCCUCCAUAAUCUCCAGUAUCUCUACCUACAGGACAACCAGUUAGAGUUCCUGGAGGAUGACCUGUUCAUCGACCUACUGAACCUUAGUCAUCUCUUCCUGCAUGGUAAUCGACUAUGGAGCCUUCGCCAGAACACUUUCCGUGGUCUGGGGGUUUUAGACCGCCUGCUUCUCCACCAGAACCGAAUCCAGUGGGUUGACCGCCAGACUUUCCAUGACCUGCGGCGCCUGACCACCCUGUACCUGUUUAAUAACUCCCUGACUGAGCUAUCUGGUGCCAGCCUGACUCUACUGCCGGCCCUGGAGUACCUACGACUCAAUGACAACCCCUGGGAGUGUGACUGCAAGGCCCUGUCACUUUGGGAUUGGCUGCGGAGGUUUAGAGGCUCCACUUCCUCUCUGAUAUGCGUUUCACCACCAGAGCUGGCAGGGAAGGACCUGAAAUCGGUGAAGAAAGAGGAGCUACCCAGUUGCUUGUCAGGCGAGGGCCAUGCACAUGGUGCCCCAGGUGGGGACAUGGAGCACGGAGAGUCUCUGAACCACCUAAAUCGUCACAGAAACCAUCAUAACCACCAUCAGCGGCCGUAUUUGCCCCACGGGGACCAAUACAGCUUGCCUUCACCCUCGCCCCUGCCACGGCCGCCAAAGGGAGGCCGCAGAAACUGUACCCGCCGGGGCCGCAAGGCAAAAGGGGGGAUCAAUGAAGUGCAGGUACUACGGGAGGGGGGUGACAAAGACUAUACUCCAGACGGAGGUAAAUAUGACCUGUCUGCAACUGCAAGGAGGAAGAACAAGUGCACCCCAAGAACUGUCGGCCCACCAAGUGGGGUCCAGAGGGCUAACAAUAAAGCAGGGUCACACCUUGCAGAUAAUUUUUUCUGUUUCUCAUCAGCCCUGCUGCUGUCACUCAUCUCUGUGAUCCUACGCUGA
Toxotes jaculatrix (banded archerfish) is the source of this 1449-nucleotide messenger RNA. It is a transcript of the gene rtn4rl1a, whose product is annotated as reticulon-4 receptor-like 1. NCBI's taxonomy places the organism in Eukaryota, Metazoa, Chordata, Actinopteri, Toxotidae. The transcript has 3 exons. The record is from RefSeq and is a predicted model, not a curated record. The coding region runs from base 1 to 1449 and encodes 482 amino acids. Gene Ontology annotation, cellular component: plasma membrane. Gene Ontology annotation, molecular function: protein binding.